GGGCGGUCCAGUUUGCGAACAGCCGGGCUCGGGUUGCAGGCCGGCCGGCAGGGUCUCCCCGCCGUCGGUGCGUAAGUCCAUUUAUCACUCGUCUGUCCGAGGCCAUGGCGAAGCCGGUGCUGCUCACCCUUUUGGGGCUGGGACUGACCCUUUUGAAAGAUCACCGGCCUUCUUACGAAGCACGACUUAAAGCUUUCCAAGAAGUAGAACCAGUGCAACCUGCUAACUGUAAAUUAGUGAAAGGAAUAGAAACUGGCUCUGAGGACUUGGAAAUACUUCCUAAUGGACUGACUUUCAUUAGCACUGGAUUAAAAUAUCCUGGAAUAAAGAGCUUUGAACCUGAUAAGCCUGGAAAAAUACUUCUGAUGGACCUGAAUGAAGACGAUCCAACAGUGUUAGAAUUGAGGAUCAUUGGAAGUGAAUUCAAUUUGUCUUUAUUUAACCCUCAUGGGAUUAGCACAUUCACAGAUGAAGAUAAUACCAUAUACCUGCUGGUGGUGAAUCAUCCAAAUAUGAAGACCACUGUUGAGUUGUUUAAAUUUCAACAAGAAGAAAAAUCACUUUUGCAUCUGAAAACCAUCAGACACAAACUUCUGCCCAGUGUGAAUGAUAUUGUUGCUGUGGGACCAGAACACUUUUAUGCUACAAAUGAUCACUAUUUUACCGACCCCUACUUGAAAUCCUGGGAGUUAUAUUUAGGUUUAGCGUGGUCAUAUGUUGUUUACUAUAGUCCAAAUAAAGUUCAAGUGGUGGCAGACGGAUUUGAUUUCGCUAAUGGAAUCAGCAUUUCACCUGACGGCAAGUAUGUCUAUAUAGCUGAACUACUGAGUCAUAAGAUUCAUGUGUACGAAAAACACGCUAAUUGGACUUUAACUUUAUUAAAGUCUCUGGUCGCGAAUACACUCGUGGAUAACAUAUCCGUGGAUCCUGUGACAGGGGAUCUUUGGGUUGGAUGCCAUCCCGAUGGCAUGAAAAUCUUUCACCCCUCGAACAGUCCUCCUGGAUCAGAGGUGAUCCAAAUACAGAACAUUUUAACAGAAGAACCCAAAGUCACACGGGUUUAUGCAGAAAAUGGUACAGUGUUGCAAGGAAGUACAGUUGCCUCUGUUUACAAAGGGAAAUUGCUGAUUGGCACCGUGUACCAAAAAGCUCUUUAUUGUGAGCUCUAACAGGCCGGUUUGCGCCCAUGUCAUGGUGACCUGAACAUUUCAACUGCUUGCCACAUUGGUCACAAUGAUCUCAUCUGAACAAUGAAUAUUGACCCUAAAUUAGGACCUCAUGAGGGAUGAAAAGUGCUGUGUAACUGGGAACAAAUAUGAUGUAUAAGUCUUUUUUGAGAGUAUGAUAUCAAAAUCAGUCUUGGAAUACUUGAAAAUCUCAUGUACCGAUACAAAUCCUCUUCAAUAAAAUGGCUAAAAUGAUCA
Molecule: messenger RNA, 1424 nt
Organism: Rhinolophus ferrumequinum (greater horseshoe bat)
Lineage: Eukaryota; Metazoa; Chordata; Mammalia; Chiroptera; Rhinolophidae
Gene: PON1
Product: paraoxonase 1
Exons: 9
Coding region: 105-1169 (354 amino acids)
Cellular component (GO): extracellular region
Molecular function (GO): aryldialkylphosphatase activity; arylesterase activity
Source: RefSeq, a predicted model, not a curated record